Messenger RNA from Puccinia triticina, 2799 nucleotides. RefSeq lists its product as uncharacterized. Gene Ontology annotation, molecular function: RNA binding; ubiquitin-protein transferase activity. The record is from RefSeq and is a predicted model, not a curated record. The transcript is spliced from 7 exons. Gene Ontology annotation, cellular component: CCR4-NOT complex. Lineage: Eukaryota; Fungi; Basidiomycota; Pucciniomycetes; Pucciniales; Pucciniaceae. The coding region runs from base 1 to 2799 and encodes 932 amino acids. Gene Ontology annotation, biological process: protein ubiquitination.
AUGGGCAAGAACGACGACUGGCCGGAGGUCGACCAGCCAUUCGAAACUGAGGAUGAAGACCUCUGUCCCCUCUGCAUGGAAGAACUGGACAUCUCCGACCUCAACUUCCGCCCCUGUCCAUGCGGCUAUCGAAUCUGCAGGUUCUGCUGGCACCACAUCAAGGAGGAUCUCAACAGGCGCUGCCCAGGCUGUCGCAAGGAAUACGAUGAUAGCGUGGUCGAAUUUAAGCCGAUGAAACCGGAGGAGUUGAAGCGUCUGCAGCAGGCCAAGAAACAGCGCGACAAGGAGCGCAAAGAUCAAGAGCUCGUCAACCGAAAGCAUCUCGCCAACGUCCGAGUCAAACAGAAGAACCAGGUCCACGUCCAGGGGCUCACGACCAAGGUUGCUAACGAAGACACCUUGGCCCAGUUAAAGACUAGCGAUCUGUUCUCCUCAUACGGCCGAAUCCAGAAAAUGUUCAUGUCCAGGCGGACGGGCACGACGAGCCUCUACACCCCAGAUGCAAGAUACCAGCACGUGAACCUCUACAUCAACUUCUCCCGGAACAACGAGGCUCUUGCCUGUAUCCACGGUGUCGAUGGCGUGACCCUGCCCGAUGGUCAUCGGCUGAAAGCCACCCUGGGCAGUACCAAGUAUUGCGCCUCCUUCCUAAGGGGGCUCAAAUGCACGAACGACAACUGCACGGGCGCACACGAACUGGCCGAGGAGGUCGAAGGAGGAGGGACAACGGCCAGAGAAGAAAUGUCCACCGCUCGACAUGCCCAGAAAGAAAGCGAAACUCGCUAUCCCGCCCGGGCCAACCUCCACCACCAAACACACCCCUCCACCUCCAACUCGGCUCAUCCCAACUCAUCUGGCGUCGCACUACCUGCCACCGCAUCCUGGGCGACCAAGUCCGCCUCGAUCAGUCAGCCUGCCUCUCCAGCCCCAGCCCCAGCGCACCCUCUCGCCCACCAUUCCGGAACACCCAACGGCACUACUUCGGUCUCCCGUCCAUUCUCCAAACCUCCCAGUAUCCCUCCGCCCAAAUCUACCCAUCCACUCCCUCCCAAGCCCCGGCCGAGCAACUCUUCUGAAGAUGUCACCGCCCGCCCUGGCGAUCCAUCCACUACUCACUUGGCCCCCAGCAAGAACAACGAAGGCACAACAACAGCUAACAAGCCUUCAUCCCAGGCCUCCCAAUCGCUUGCGCCUCAGCAACAAAAGGAACGGAUCUCACAACAGGCCGAGCCAGCACCAGGUCCCAGCGCCUCCAUACCCACGGGUCCAGGCCCAAGUACAUCGGCUGUCGCGUCUAAUGCUGUGUCGAGUAGCUCUCUACCCCCAGGCUUACUUCCCCCAGGUUUGACCCCGCCGAGGAUCGACAACGCUAGCCGAUCGACUCCCUCGUUGCCUCCUGGAUUGUCACUCCCAUCCAACGAUUCCAGCUCAAACUCGUAUCAAAACUCCUUCGAUCUCCUCGGCUCACUCGGCCUCAAACGCGCAGAGAAGUCGUGGAUCGAUCCGCUCUCAGACGAUCUCAACAAUGUACUAUCAACCUUCUCGCCCAACUUUGGCGAUUCUCGGCUCUCGAUCUUCCCCAAUAACAACGACAGUCCGUUCGAAGCCUCACGCGCCUUCGGACCCUCAGGCUACUCGGGCACAUUCAAUCCGUUUGCAGACACCGAUUUUCCCUCGACAAAGGAUGAUGGAUCGGUGUUUGGUAUGCAAGCAGAUCUAUCGACGCCACGCGCCGAGAGCUCGUUGAACGAUCGGCGAGGAUCCCGGUUUGGAUUCGCACGACGAGACUCGUCUGGCUCGGUGUUCGUGCCCCCCGGGAUCGCGUCGUCGCCCCUCCGAAGCAUCUUCUCGCACCAGAACAACGAGUCCGAUAAUAGUCCGACAGCCUUACAGACCCAGCUCCAACGACUCGGGAGAGCGCCCCCGAUGGGCUCCUCGCGUCCACAAGACUUGGCCGGCAGCCAUCAUCUGGGCAAUAACCCGGGCGGCGAGAGCACACCCGAUGCGUCAGUGCUGUUCCCGGGGGUCAACCUUGCGGCCUCGUACUCGGCCAACGCGCUCCCGGCGGCCAUUGCCCGGGGGGUGCGGUCUCCAGGAGGCAACGUGGGUCUGCAGGCGAUCGACGGCCAACAGGUGGGUUCUUUCCAGCAACACCUCUCAGGGGUCCAUGGGCGGGACGGAGUGGGCCACAACCGGAUGAACGACCGACUGGCAUUCGUGAACCGCCAGGCGGCUUUAAGCCCGACCUCGUUCGGCCACCUGCAUGCCCCGGGCCACCACGAGCAGCAACAACACCUCAACGGGGCCGUCCAUGGCGCCCGCGAGCGACGGAUGGAUCUUGCGGGGGUCGGCGCCGGGUUCGGGCCCUAUGGCCAGACGGGCGCCGCCGACCUCGGCUCCGAGUUCAACGACCCGGCCAUCGUCAACAUCCGCAUGGCCAACAACGCCCAACAAGCAGGCGGCUUCCUGGCCAUGGCCCAAGCCGGCCCCGUCGACCAAUCCGGCCUCCAAGCCCUCACCUCCACCAACAACACCGACAUCCAUCCCCCCUUCUCCCUCCCUAAUAACUUCAACCAUCUCCUCGCCGCUCGCAAUAACCCUAAUCCUGCGGCUGCUGCUCCCAACGCUUACCGCCCUACCCUUAAUCAGAGUAACGAGGGCCAGGUCCAGAACCAGUUCGGCUUCCAGAACCCCAUCCUCGCCCAGAACUCGGGCGGACAGACUUUCUAUCAUCACGCGGCUGCUAAUCCGGGCGCGGUCGUCGGCACUGGACAGGCUGGAUUGAUGGGCCGAUGGUGA